CAGCGGGAUAAAAGGGCAGCCACAAAUGAGCGUUCUCGGGGAUGACUUGUGGGCGGAAGAAGAGGAGGCCGAGGAGGGAGGGGAAGGGGAGGGGGAGGAUGGGGGCGGAGACUGGACGCACCAGCUGCGCCUGGAGCAGGAGUUUUUGCGCGGGAAGGCGCAGGACAGGGAGCGCGAGCGGGAGAGGCGGCGGGGGGCGCAGAGGGACAAGGCGGGAGAAAAAGAGCGCCCGGGACAACAGCAGGGAGAGGGGGAGGGGAAGGUUAACCAGGAGGGAGUUGCGCCCGGCGCGGUUGGUCUCGGGGCGGAGGGGGAGGGGAAGGCGGAGGGGGAAGGGGAGGCGGAAGCCGGCGCUGCCACUGGCGGAGCUCCCGCAGGCGCUGAUGAUCAGGAGCUGGCGGAAAGGGAGAAGGAGCAGGCGGGGAGGGAGCGUUUGGAGAGGGAGAGAAGGGAACGCGAAAGGAUGGAAAGAGAGAGGGUGGAGAGGGAGCGCGUGGACAGGGAACGGCUGAGGAGCCAGCAGAAGCUUCUAGAAGAGGCGAUAGUGGAGAUGAAACGCAUGAGGGGAGAGCAGAUCGCGAUGGGGCGGGAGCUGAGGCGCGCGCGGAACACCAAGGAGGCGGUCAAGCAGGCAUUCGGGGAGAUGAAAAAGCAGGUGGUCGCGCAGGAGCACAUGCUGGCGCAGGCGCGCGUGCAGCUGUCGCUGCUGGAGGGAGUCAACAAGGCUCAGACGGAGGAGAUUUCGCGCCUCUGGAUGGCCGCCACUCAGAAUCAACCCGGGCUCGCCCCUAUCACGGGCCUGGCUGCUCCCCCUGGUACCGUCAUGGGGUCUGAUACGCGGUUCUUUGCUGCUUGUGCUGGUGUCCGCACCCUCCUGCAAAUUGCAUGGAGCCCUGCUAACAACAUUGGCGCGCUUGCCAAGGCGAAGUUUAAAGAGGCUAACGGGGGGAUGGCGCCGGGCCAUCCGGGGGACAUGCAGUGGGAGGAUGUUCUUAAAGCCCUGGAGGAGUAUAUCCGGCUGGGGUCGCUGGAAUUUGCCAAGUACCAGCUCAUGUUUGGCUUUAAGGAGAAGGCAGUGUACCGCGCCCGAAGCAGAUUGCAGGACGGGCGGACCCAAGCCAUGCUGCUAGCCGAGGCACAUGAUGAGGCUCGGCAUCAGCUGAUGGAAGGGACGCUGGAGUUUGAAGCGCAUGCUUUGGCGUCUUCUGUGGCGACCAGCAUAAGGAGUCUUCUGGGAACUGUUAAGGACGAGAAGCAAGAGGAUGAGGACGAGGAGGCAGCAGUUCAGUCUCUGAUUGCGUCGGCCGAGGCUAAUGCGCAGAACACAGCGAGGGAAGCGGAGAGAGAGGUGAUUCAGGCGCAGGCGAACGCUGCUGCUGGUCUCCCGCCUGCCGCUGACCCUGCUGCUGGCGCUGCUGGCGCUGCUGCUGCUGCGGGUGUUCCUGGGAGUGUGGGUAUGGACGGUGGUGUUGGGUUGGAUGCGGUGGACGCUGCAGGGGAGAUGGGCCCAGGGGGGGAGGGGGAUGGGGUGAUUCGGCGGAAGCCUGGGCGGCCGCGGGGAGGGGGGGCUGCGCUGGCGAUAGGGAAUGGGGAUCUCCCCGCGCUCUCCCGCCCUUUGGAAGUUUAUGCGAAAAUGGUGCAAUACGGCCGAUAUCUGCUUUCUCACCGCGUACCAGGAUGGGAACCAUAUUACCUCAACUAUAAGUCGUUGAAGAAGGAAAUUCGAGCCUAUGAAGCGGCCGUGGCGUCGGGGGUCACAGAGGAAGAUGUUCAGCAAGACAUGGCGCGUCGCUUCUCAGAGCGUCUCGACUCGCAGAUGGAAAAGGUGGUGCUGUUCUUCUUGGAGCAGCAGGGCGUGCUGGCGGGAAAGCUCCAACGGCUACGAGAGCAGAGGGAAGGGUCAAACACGCGCGGAGACGAGUCCGGCCUGGCGAUCGUCAUGUCGUCCGACUUUAGCGACAUGAUGGAACAGUACAGAGACGUUGGGAGGGAGCUGCUGCAGCUGCUGCAGUUCGUGGAGAUGAACGCCACGGGGCUGAGGAAGAUCCUGAAGAAGUUUGACCGGCGUGUGGGCGUGAGGCUGGGCCACACGUACAUUGCCUCGCGCACGCUGCACCCCUACUCGCACCUGCAGCAGAUCUUCAAACAAGUGGGUUUGGGUGCCAUGGUGGGGACCAUUAUUCGCAACCUGGACGAGCUGCACCGCAGGGAGCGCUGCUUCUCCUCGCCCUCCAAUCUCCUCUCGCCGCGUGCCGGCACGCCCAGACGCACGUCUUUCUCGCUCUUCAGGCAGGGGGACGAGUCACCAGUGUACGUGGCUCAGGAGGAGCCAAUCAUUCAGGAGAUCGAGGCAGCGCGGGCCAAGCUGACAGACGCAGUGAGCUACAGCACGUACAUGGCCAAGGGGCUGCUGCUGCCUCCCGCCCCUGAGAGAGGGCCCGAGGCAGGGGAGCCGGAGUUCCACUGGUGGUCGCUGCAGCUCAACCAGUUCAACACCUUCCUCUACAUGGUGAACUACUACAUUAUCGUUCCGACCUCAGACGAGUACGCUGUCCUCCUCUCCGCCCCGCCUGCUCUCUGUGGCAUCAUCAUCGGCGCCACUCCUCUCUGCGCCCUCGUCUCAGCCUUCAUCUUCAGCAAGUGGUCCAACACGUCCUACACGCAGCCUCUGCUCGUCUCCACAAUCGUUUUGCUGCUUGGGAAUUUCGCCUAUGCGGCCGCUCUGGAUUUCAACUCUGUGGCUCUGUUGCUCAUUGGCCGGUCACUCACUGGGCUAGGAGGGGUGCGGGCAAUCAACCGCCGGUACAUAGCCGAUCACGUACCGUCCUCCGAACGAACCUCAGCCUCGGCGGGGUUCGUGAGCGCGGGCGCCUUAGGCAUGGCAGCAGGGCCGUUCGCGGCCUCCCUCAUCGACUUCCUCAACUUCAAGUUCCUCGGCUUCACCGUCAACUCCGUCACCUCCCCCGGCUGGCUCAUGGUGCUCUCCUGGCUGCUCUACCUCCUGUUUGUCGUGCUUUUCUUUAAGGAGCCGGACCGGACACACCUGCAGCCGCCGGUGCCGGCAGGGGGAGUGGCGGGGGUGAAACGGGAGAAGUCUGGAGGGGAUUUGAGGAGGCGAGGGUCGAAAGAGGCUGCGUUGGGAGGGAACUUGAAGAGGGGGGGUUCGAAAGAAGCGGCACUUGGAGGGUUGGGAGCGGCGGGUGUGAACGGGCCGGACAUUGACGAGGGCGAGGACGAGGAGGACGAGGAUGAUGAUGGGGCAUCGUCCACUGGGGCGGUGGAGACGCUGCCAGAGCUCAUGAAGGAGUUGUCGCGACCCAUCUCGGUCCUCCUCUUCAUGUACUUCAUGAUCAAAUUCGCCACAGAGGUGCUUAUAUCGGAGUCGAGCCUCAUCUCCAAGUUCUACUUUCAAUGGACCAUCAACGAUAUUGGUUGGUUUCUGGGUCUCCUGGGCCUCACGGUUCUGCCCAUCAGCUCUGUGGUUGGGAAUUACAUCACCAACAUCUAUGAGGACAGGCUGGUGAUCAUGUGGACGCAGGGUCUGAUCGCAAUUGGGGUGAUAGCCGUGAUGUGUUUCGCGCCAAUCAUCAAGUACACCACACAGCAAUACAUUGUUGCUGCGGUCAUCAUCUUUGUCUCCUGCAACGUGCUCGAAGGGGUUUCUCUUUCGCUAAUGUCGCGCAUUAUGUCGCCACGCCUUGCAAGAGGAACCUCCGUCGGGAUCAUCAUGAUCAACAAACAAGUCAUGUCAGGAUAUGGCUUCAGAUUUGCUUCGACGUUGACGGGUCUGCAUUUCGCCGUGACGGCUCUGGUCGGGAUGGCGUCAGCUGCGCUGGGAUACCUGAACAGCAAGAACACGGUUCCGCUGUGGGAGCUGAUUUGGUUCUCCAUUGUUGCGAAUCUCUCCAUCGUCGCCAUGAAUCUCAGCCUUAUGCUCAACACCGUCGGAUUCUACCAGAUUGCCAAGCUGAGCAUCAUUCCAGUGGUCUGCUUCUUCGAGGCUCUCCUCCAUGCUAAGUCCUACUCCCGGGAGGUCAAGUUCUCCGUGGCCGUGGUCAUGGUUGGCGUGGGUGUGUGCACCGUCACUGACAUCAACAUGAACGCCUUCGGCUUCAUCGCCGCCACUGUCGCCGUCAUCAGCACGUCGCUCCAGCAGAUCUUCAUCGGGUCGCUGCAGACCAAGUACAGCAUAGGCUCCUUCGACCUGCUCAGCCAAACGGCUCCCAUUCAGGCUGCGCUGCUCCUGCUGCUCGGCCCCGUUAUUGACUACUUCCUUAUCUCGCAAUCCAUUUUGAAAUACCAACUCACAUGGGUCUCCGCGAUUUUCAUCGGCCUCUCAUGCUUCUUUGCGGUCUUCUGCAAUCUCAGCCAGUACCUCUGCAUUGGAAAGUUCUCAGCGACGUCCUUCCAGGUCUUGGGUCACAUGAAAACUGUCCUGGUUCUUGCCAUGGGCUUCCUCAUCUUCAGCUCUCCGAUAACUCUGAAGAAUGUGAUGGGCAUGCUGAUGGCCGUGGUGGGAAUGGUUUUAUACAGCUGGGCUGUUGAGAAGGGCAAGAAAGAGAAGGAAGCAAGGGACAAGCUCCUGAGAUCUCCGGUGGUGUCUGCUGCUCUUCCGACCAAAUUGCCUGAUGAGGGGAUGGAGAAUGGUGAAAAGUUGGCACUUCUCUCUAGCAAUGAUGAUGUCGAAGCUGGAAGGCAAGGCUAA
Molecule: messenger RNA, 4705 nt
Organism: Closterium sp. Yama58-4
Lineage: Eukaryota; Viridiplantae; Streptophyta; Zygnematophyceae; Desmidiales; Closteriaceae
Source: the annotation of a GenBank genome assembly